Molecule: messenger RNA, 878 nt
Organism: Lepus europaeus (European hare)
Lineage: Eukaryota; Metazoa; Chordata; Mammalia; Lagomorpha; Leporidae
Gene: SDHAF3
Product: succinate dehydrogenase complex assembly factor 3
Exons: 2
Coding region: 29-406 (125 amino acids)
Biological process (GO): mitochondrial respiratory chain complex II assembly; succinate metabolic process
Cellular component (GO): mitochondrion; mitochondrial intermembrane space
Source: RefSeq, a predicted model, not a curated record
GCGCCGCGUGCGGUCCGCGCCGGGCGCGAUGGCCGGGUCGCACGCUAGCAAGGUCCGAGCUUUGUACAGACGCAUCCUGCAGCUGCACCGGGUUCUGCCCCCGGACCUCAAAGCCUUGGGCGACCAGUACGUGAAGGACGAGUUCAGGAGGCAUAAGGCCGUUGGUUCUGACGAGGCCCGGCGUUUCCUGCAGGAAUGGGAGGGGUAUGCGACAGUGUUAUGGCAACAAGCCAACAACAACAGACAAAAUCCAACCAAAAAAGCAUGUUUUGGCACCUUUCUCCCAGAAGAAAAACUUAAUGACUUUCGUGACGAGCAAAUUGGACAGUUGCAAGAACUGAUGCAAGAAGCCACGAAACCCAACAGGCAGUUUAGUAUUACUGACUCUACAAAGCCAAAGUUGUAGUCUAGAUGAGAAAGCUGAAUACAUAAAGUUCUGUUUUCUCUUUCUCUGCCAUUCAAAUAAAUAAGAGUAAGACGUUUUACACAUUGGUUAUUUCAGCCUUGAAAGUGGUUGGCACUUCUAUUUUUUGAUGUUUUGAAUACAAUAUUUAGAUCAGGACCCCUAACAAACAACUGGAAAACUUUGAUAUUAUUGGAAUAAUAGGAGUUGCUGGGUAGCUUUUGAUUUUCAUCCUAAACAAAGAAAGAACGGCUCUAAAACGGACACGCUUCUGGAAUUGCAGGGACAUUUUCUAUGUCAGUUUGUUAUAAAUGCUUCCCAUGCCUCAGUCUGGGGCUUGUCUUUGGCCUCAUCAGUUGGGUGUUUCAUGAUAAUGAUAGAUGGUGGAAUUCUAACAAGAGUAUUAUUGAAAUGCAUCAUCAUUCUCAAAGUGCAUCAUUUCUACUUUAAUUAUACACACAUGGUAACUAUUCUA